Anopheles aquasalis is the source of this 1030-nucleotide messenger RNA. RefSeq names its product putative protein TPRXL. The record is from RefSeq and is a predicted model, not a curated record. NCBI's taxonomy places the organism in Eukaryota, Metazoa, Arthropoda, Insecta, Diptera, Culicidae.
CUUUCUUCUCUGCAUCAUUUAAAAGCAGGGAGUGAAGCGAUCUAACACAUCAGUCCAUUAUUGGAAUCGAACACGCUUGCGUUAAUAGAGAGACACAGAACAUAAAGUAAAAGGCUAAGAAAUGGCGAAGUUAUUGGUGCCUCUGUUUCUAGCUCUGGUUAUGAUGGUAGCUAUUGCUUCUGUUGAAGCCCACCAUGGGCAUCGUAGGGAGGGUGGUUGGCAUAACCAUCAGCAUAAUCAUGGUGAUCAUAUGCAUGAUCAUGAACAUGUUCAUGGUCAAGGCCAUGGUUGUGGUCAUCAUGGUCAUGGAACGGGUAGUCAUCACCACCACGAUGGUUCAAGAGGACACGGUGGACGUGGGUGGCCUGGUGGACCUGGUGGUUGGAAUCGCCCAGGUGGUCGGAAUCAUUAUGGAAAUUCUGAUCCGCCACAAUCAACCACACCAUACACUCAGCCCACUACCCAGCAGACGGUUACCAUCCCUUCGCACUCAAUCUACAAUGGUGGUACCGUGAUUUCGUCCUCAAGAAAGGAUAGCAAUACUGUUACUACUCCCUCGAGCAAUAACGGUGGCGUCGGCGUCAGUUCGUCCUCUUCGUCCUCUAGCCAGGACUAUGAUGUUCCUUCUCCUUACCCAAGCUCUGACAUUAAUAGCGGCCCUUCUAUCACAAGCAAGGAUCGUGAUAUCGUUAUUCCUCUCCCAAGCCAUAGCAGCAACAGCGGCUCUUCGUUUGCAAGCCAGGGCACUGACAGUUUCUCAAACCCUCACGGUUCUUCGGUAUCAAGCCAGGAUGCCAUAUCUUCUUCUUCCUCAAGCUACGACAAUGGUAGCGGAUUGCCUACUUUAAGCGAUUCUAAUGGUCACAGCACAAAUCAAGAAGAGUUUGAGACUCCUUUUUAUUAAACACGAUAGGCCAACAGAAGAUGGUAAAAAUCCCAGAGGUUGAUCUACAAAAGAUCCCGCUGAAUGCAAGAAAUGAAACUGAAAAACUGUUUGAUUGAAAUAAAAAACGACCUACACUACCUUGUA